UUCCGUGUGAACUGCUGACUUGUGGAAUUUCUUGAGGAAUUCAGCUCAUAUUUGACGAGGGAUGUUGCGCCGUCCCCAGCCAUCUGACUCCGAGGCGGACCUGCUCAGAGAGCAGCAGCGCUUCCUGACCUCUGGAGCUCCAGCUGCCGCCAGCCUGGCCCGCCGCCCCGACAAGAGGAGAGGGGAGGCCGGGGAGGCGGAGGGAGGACGCAGCAGCCAGGAGAAUGCAGGGAAUCAGAAGGAUGUAGUCACCAUAGAAGAUCUUCCAGACCAACUCCCCUCUCUGACACCAGCCCCUCCUAAGAAGUCACGUUUUAAAGCCAGUCGUGUCACCUUUGAGGAUGAGGAUGUCGAGGUGCGGCUGGACAGACAGGAUACUCACAUCAGCGCCGUUCUGUCAAGGAUUGUUGAGAGAGACACCAGCUGUGCUCAAGUAUCUCUACCAGCUUUCACAGGCACGGCUUUCCCCAAAGUCCAGCACCGCUCACAAACCGGCAAUCAGGUACCACCUUCAUCGACUGGAGGAAAGAAGAGCAUCUUUGCUCGUCAGAUUGCUGCUCAGAGAUUUAAGGAGGGCAAGACGGUAUUGGAAUCUUCACCUAAAGCUUCUCAGACUCAGAGAGGGCAGAACCUCCCCCCAGAAACAUGGAUCGAUACCGAUAUCAGUGAUGCUGCUCAUGAUCAAUCCCCUGUAGUGUCAGGCUCCAGGUUGGUGACGGGUCAGGGGCUUGGUCGCUCAGAAGGCUCGAGAGAAACUAUGAGGAUCCACAAGGAGAACCAGGCCAAGCUGGAGGAGAUGUCUGGGUCUGAGAUACUACAGGAGCAGAAGAAGCUCUUGACUCAGCUUGAUCCCAGGCUGGUGGAGUUUAUCCGAUCCUGCAAAGCUCAAAGUGUGCCGUCAUCCACCUUCCCAUCCGAACAGCCUCGGGACAAAAGCGGCGAUGAAGAUCUUCCUGAAAAUGUGAACCAGGAGUCCUCCCAUGCUUCUGCGCUGUUACAGAAACCAAUAGAUGUGGAGAUGCAGGAGAAAGAGGAGGAGGAGGAGGGAGAGCUGCUGGAAUCGUCACCAGCGAUGACGGUGGAGGACCUGCCAGUGAAGCCCCAGAAGAACUGGGUCCACAUGAAUAAGCUGGAGCCGGACAAGCUGGAGUGGAUGAGAAACUUGCCCGCGCCCAGAAAGAAAGGCACCAAAAAGGCCAUGGAGGCUCGUUUUGACUUUGCAGGGACUUUAAUCCCACCCACUGAGGAUCUGCCCACCCACUUAGGCCUGCACCAUCACGGAGAGGAGCCCGAGCGAGCAGGUUACUCCCUGCAGGAGCUCUUCUUGUUGUCUCGGAGUCAGAUCAUCCAACAGAGGACGCUGGCUCUCAGUACUCUGGCCAAUAUCCUCUCAAAGGCUCGUUCUGGGGAGUACGCGUUGAUCCUGAAGGGCAGCGUGAUGUCCACUCUGCUGGACGCUGGCCUGCUCUUCCUGCUUCGCUUUGCGCUGGAUGACGGGGUGGAGGGGGUGAUGUCUGCAGCAGUGCAUGCCCUCAAGGAACUACUCGUGUGUGCACAAGAUGAGGAGUGUUUAGACCAGACUUUCUCCUGGUUUCUCGGUUUGGCCUCUUUCCCACUGCUGCCAUCUGCGCAAGAGGAGGAAGAUGAGGAGGAUGAAGGUCUGGAGGAAAGCAUGAAGGAGACGGCCAGAGAAAAGGAGGAGAAGAAGAGUGAUUACGAUGUUGCCACGCAGGACGUCGUCAAGGGUCUGUUGAAGAUAAAACUGCUUCCCAGGCUGCGGUACGUUCUCGAGGUCGUCCGACCGUCUCCUCGGGUGGUUCACGACAUCCUGCAGAUCCUGACACGUAUUGCCCGGCACUCUCUGUCAUCUGCCACAGAGGUCAUGAACUGUCCUCGCCUGAUGGAAACGGUGAUGGCAGAGUUCCUUCCCGCUUCCUGGACGAACUCGUCUUCACCCAAACCUCAGUCUGUUUAUGGACUCCCGCUAGCCGGUGCGAUGAAGCUCCUAAGAGUUUUAGCUACAUCUGGCAGACAUAUUUGUGCCAGACUGUUAAACUCCCUGGGAGUGAGGGAGCGGUUGUCGUGCCUGCUGAGUGCUGAGCCGGGCGAGCUGCUGCUGGAGCCGAGCGAGGCCCUCGGGAUCAGCGCUGAGGCCUACCGGCUGUGGGCCGCAGCCGCCGGCUACGGGCAGGCCUGCAGCUUGUACCUAGACCUGUACCCAGCGCUGGUGAAGUCUCUGCAGUCUGUCCAUCAACUCCUGCCCUCCUCGAACCCUCUCUUGCCUCUGCAGCUGCAACGACUCCUGGCUUUGCUUUCUCUGCUCACGCAAGUUACACACACUGCUGGUUGCCAUCAGGAGCUGGCGGCUGGGAUGGUCAGUGCUCGGGGAGAGGAGUGCCCCCCUCCGCCCCCUGUGUCGUGGAGUCACGUGACUGGCUUGCAGCCCACCUUGUUGGGGCAUUUGAAGGGUUUAAUCAAGAGUCUUGACAAUCCAGUUGAGAGAGACAAGAGUCUGGCUUUGAUACCAGCGUACCUGGUCUAUCUAGAAGCGUACUACCAUCAGCUCUCCAUGCAGAACUGUUUCCGGCCAGUUGAGACUCUUCAGGAGCUGGAGCUCGUGACGUCUGAGGUCCUUCUACCACUCCUUCAUCACAGUACCGUGCAAAGCUUGAUAAAGAAUCUCGGGUCUUCCUCAGUGGUUUGCAGUGGUCCGGUUCCCCAGUCCAGCCAUCCAGGCCCAGAGAUUACUCCGAGCCUCCCGGGUUUGGCCUGCUCUGGAUGGAGGGAUCGUCCAGGGCCGGUCACUCCCAGCUCCCCCUUCCCUCUUUUGACAGGACUCGGAGUCCUCUUGGAAACGAUCACAGGGAUCCAUAAAGGUCUCAGCUGCAAGUUCACCGGCUUCCUCCUCUCGGAGUCGGUCGUUGGUUACCUGCGCUCCUGCAGUCAUGCCACUCCCACUCUCUCCCACACCAGAGCCUGGCUUCUUCGUCAUGAACACCACCUCCUCUACUUCCUCCUCUGCCUAGCACACCGACUGGUUCCCUUUGACCAAGACGUAGCGAAGCAUGCCUCCCUGUACCACCAGGUGGCGCUGGUGCUUCUUCCCUGGCUUUUGCCCGGGAGUGAAUACAUGGCACAUGAACUUCUCUCCACUAUUAUCUUUAGCAAAGACUUCAUAUCCGAAGGCCACAGCGGAGGACCUGAGGCCGUGGAGCUCGGGGAGCUGAAGCUUCAAGAAGACGCGCAACACCACACCUCUCCCUCUCUCCAGACGGUCGGGGCUCUCCUGAGAGAAGCCUGCGUCCAGCUGCCGUCCAUCCGAGGCUGCUUCCUCACUCACCUGGCCCAUCUGGAGCCAUCGGUUCUCACGUCCAGAGACACCUUUGUUGGGCGCAACCCAUGGAUCAGUUCCCACCUCCUCCCAGAGCUCACUGGCCCCACGCUGCCAUCCGACUGGCCUUUCCUCCCGCUCAUCCACCUGUACGAGCAGACGGGGGUGUCUGACGGCGGGGGCUUGGCGGUGGAGCGGCUCCCUCAGGGUUCCCUGCAGGCGGUGACCCACUGUCUGCAGUGGCUGCUGCUGCUGGAGGUCUGGAGGGAGGAAGCUUUGCAGGUGAUCCUUCCAGUCGCCAAGCUCGCCCGCCUCUCUUGUGUUUUCCUGUGUUCCAGUGAUUUGUUCCUGGAGAGUCCCGUCCAAAAACUGACCUGGGGUCUGUUCAGACUGCUGACCAGGAGAUCGAGGUUGGACUCUUUAGACCUGAAUGUGCCUCCUCCAGGUCUCGCCUCCUUCCAGGACUUGUACACAGUCCUCCUGGCCCAGUAUGAAGCUGUGUCUUUUGGAGAUCCGUUGUUUAGCUGCUGGGUCCUCCUACCCCUGCAGAGGAGGUACAGCACCACCAUGAGGCUGGCUGUGUUUGGGGAACACGUGGGCAUGCUAAGAUCCCUGGGGGUCACUCGAGAACAGCUGUCCAUCUGCAUCGAGCGGUUCACCUCGCCACCUGAAGACUCCCUCCCCCUCCUUCGUCUCUACUUCCGCGCGUUGGUCACAGGAACCUUGAAGCUGUCCUGGUGUCCCAUUUUAUAUGUGGUUGCUUUGUCCCACGUGAACUCCUUCAUUUUCUCUCAAGAUGCUGCGGCGCAGGAGGUGGAAGCUGCUCGAUGCAGCAUGCUGAGGAAAAUCUACUACCUGACUGAUGAGGUGUUGAGGAACCACUUGCUGCUUUUCCGUCUGCCCCAACAGCACUCGCAGCUCGGCUUUGACACGUACGCACAGUUGCCUCCCAUUCGGGCGAAGCGUCUGGAGAGAGUUGUGGGUCUGCACGCCAGCAGCUAUGACAAAGGAGAUUGAGUGGCGUGAAGGGCUGAGAUGGAGGUAGAGAAUCCAAAAGAAUGAAUGGAGGGGGGGGGCAGACGGGCAUGUCAAAGACUAUGAGCUCUUUAAGGGGAUGCACCUUGGCUAAACAGAAAUGUUUGUCAGAGAAAUGUUUCUGGGGACAGUUCCUAUUGAGGAAACCCAAUCUGAGCUGGACUCCA
Cololabis saira (Pacific saury) is the source of this 4533-nucleotide messenger RNA. RefSeq names its product RNA polymerase II associated protein 1 (gene rpap1). The transcript is spliced from 27 exons. The record is from RefSeq and is a predicted model, not a curated record. Gene Ontology annotation, biological process: transcription by RNA polymerase II. NCBI's taxonomy places the organism in Eukaryota, Metazoa, Chordata, Actinopteri, Beloniformes, Belonidae. Gene Ontology annotation, cellular component: nucleus. Bases 62 to 4348 code for a protein of 1428 amino acids.